AGAUCCAUGGACACCAUUAUGAACUUCGAGCUCGAGACUUCUAGAAGAGUUGUGCAUCAGAGUUCAUCUCCGCACCAUGAUCCAUUGCAGUUGAGAGGGGGGCGCAGGGAUAUCAUUCAACGAUUCGUAGACGUGAGACUGCGAUCUGAGUCCAAAUGCACAGCGACGAUCACCCUCCGAACUCGUUCUUCGUCUUUGAGAUCAAGAGAGGAGUCGCAAACAUGCAGAGAGGUCGAGCUGCCGUGAAGGUGUCGACAAAACUGACUCUGGGAUUGGGUGCUGACACUUGGGACACUCAGAAGGCGGAAGGUUCUCGAGCAGCACGCAAUGGCUGCAAGCAGCAGUCGAAACCUCUGGAAGAUGAGAUGAGCAUGGGGCCCAAAGACUGGAGGCGGAAGUGCAACAUAAAGGAGCUGAUGAAACAGCAGAUGGCGCUGCGCGAGAAGGAGCAGUACGAGCAGUUGAUGGAGAAAGAGCAUUUCCAGCUGCAGGAGACAAUCAAAUAUUACAAAGACGCGGGGCAGGAACAGAGUCAAAUGCACGAGCAGCUGCUGAUGCACAUGCACGCUCUGGAUUACGCUCAGGUCGAGCUCCACUUGCUGAGGCAGGAAAUCGUUUUGCUCCGAGCCGAGACGGCACGACUCAACGAGGCAAUCGUCCAGCAGAGCCGUGACCGAGAGCCAGGCCGGCUCCAUCUGCAGCUCGUCCAUCAGCACAGCAUGAGCUUCGAGCAUCGGUCGCACAUGGCGUCUGCCACCUCCGAGCCCACCGAGGCCAACGACGCCGUCGGCGAGUCUUCGAGCAAGCCGGUCGACGGCACCGGUGACCGGCCACUGCGCCAGGCUUCUCCCGGUACGACGGCCGCGGCAGCUGGCAGGUGUCCUUUCUGCCCUUACAGGCGCCAAUCCUCUCGCUGCCCUUACUGCGUGCAGCCUGGACUGGGAGCCGCCGAGGUCCAGAACAGCCCCGAGACUGAUGUAUGUUGAUGUUUAAUUGCUUCGGGCCGACGGGUCGCCGGAGUUCUUGUCACUCCUCGAGAACGUUCAUUCUAUCACGCAGUGGAUGAUUUUUUUGCUUUACGUCCGGCGGCGAUGGAGAGUGUUCAUUUCGCAGAUGGAACGCAAAGUUUGUAUAGAGUACAUAGUACUUAAGCCUCCAUGUCGGGUGCGAUCGAUGAGACCAUUCCUGUUGUACAAAAUCCUGAAGCAAGGGGACGUCGAAUAGAAGGUCCCAGUUCUUCGAUGUGAAGAAAAGUAUUGCACUCAGGAAUUUUCUCCUCGGCUCUCCCAGAGAGAGGGGCUCUCUAAAUUAGAACAUGCCCAUUACCGUGAAUUGCGAUGAAAAUGCUUUCGGAAAGAAGUCUGAGAUUUUACUCAGUGGUAUUGUGUUGUAUUCGUUUAAAGAUUAUUAUUCCUUAA
This is a messenger RNA of Marchantia polymorpha subsp. ruderalis, 1418 nucleotides long. Lineage: Eukaryota; Viridiplantae; Streptophyta; Marchantiopsida; Marchantiales; Marchantiaceae. The record is from the annotation of a GenBank genome assembly.